Molecule: messenger RNA, 4203 nt
Organism: Sordaria macrospora k-hell
Lineage: Eukaryota; Fungi; Ascomycota; Sordariomycetes; Sordariales; Sordariaceae
Source: RefSeq, a predicted model, not a curated record
AUGCCGGUCUCCAUUUUUCCAGUGGAUUCGAGGCGCAGGAGGAAAUCCCUCCUGUUACCAUUAAAGACCGACUCGGAUGGGUCUGGAUCGAACCGUUCUAUGGCCAGCCCUGUCGCUACUAUCCCGAGUUCACCGGCCAGUUCUUCCUCCGUCAACGUCGAGGGGGACCACAAGCUGUUCUCCCUUUCCAACCUCACCCACAGGACAAAAAGGUCUCACAGCAGCCGGGACUCGUCCGUCUUCGAGUACAGCGUCACCGGCCCUGCCCCCGGCAACAUCCAGCAUCAGAACAGCACCAGUAGCAACGGCAGCGCCAACCACAACCCACGACCCUCGAGCUUCUCACAUCGGCGCAAACUGUCAAAGUCCCGGCCUGUCUCGGCCCCCUUCGAGGUGAUGAAUCGCCGAAGCUCAGGCUUCUCGGACGACUACAGUCGCAUGUCAGUCGCCGACACCCUGAGCACAUGCACAACAACUCCGGCCUCCAUCGAAUGGAAGACCCAAGAUGUCGAGGGCUUUUCCGCUCUCGAGACCGAUACCAAACUACUAACGACAAAGACACCUUACCUUGUCGUCACAACGGACUAUCUCGUCAAGGUUAAGAACCGCGCCGAUGUCUUCGCCCUGUUCCCUCAGCUCCAGAGCGAUGGCCAGCGACCAGCGAGCAUGGGCCCCCCGCCAGAACCUAUCCUCGUCAUCCCAACUACCUCGAUUGUGUCCGUAUUCGUGGCCGAGAGCACCAAGCCGUCUUUUGGUCUGGAAGUGUGGUGGAAGGCGCAAGCCGGGGUCUCCUUCCUUCAUACCACCUUCUACUUUGAUUUACCCACCGAUAGAGAUGAGCAGCUGUAUAAUAUCGUUCAGACCAUCCGAGGGCCCCAUAUCGAAGAGAAGGAUUUUGCGCGCCGCUCCGUCGAGGUAUCCGAGCUCAUCAGGACGAUUCAAGAGACCGAGGAGCCCAAGUUCAUCAACCACAAUCUGCAAAUAUUUCCCGUAGUACCACGAGGCAUCACCCGGAAGGAGUCUGGCUUCAAGCAAGAGGACGACCCCAAGAGGCCACAGGAAAGCCCAGCAUUCUACCUGGUCAUUGGACCCCACCUCUGUUAUUUCAUCGAGUUGCAGAGGGGCAAGAAUGGCGACCUAGUUUGCAAGCACAAGACUUUUGGUCUAGUAACUCUGGAACUCUUCAAGGCCGAUUGGACCAUCCACCAAGAGAGAUUCAACAUCACAUUCCGGGACCCAUUCCAAGCGCCAGUCACACUGGAACUUGCGAGUCGCUAUUACCGCCACAUCAUUCGUGACUUCUGUGCUGUCGACCGCUACUUGAAGCCUGCAUGGCCGCAAAUCUGGCAGAGUCGUGAGAUCUUCCACGUCACCGGACUUAAAGAGACACAUCUCGUUACCGCCGGCGAGGAUUUUGGAAGCGUCAAGAGGACCCUCGAUGCCUACCUCGCAGCCUACCGAUGCCCCGCGGUCGACUGGGAAAUCAACUGGAAGACCAAGUUCGCCCCCGAGUUUCGCCUACUGCCCGCCAAGGAUGGGAACAACUACUCACCACUCCAACUGUUGGCUGUCUUGCGCGCAUUGAGAUACAACGACUACUUCAACUCGCUAUCGUUUCGCGAUAUCGACCUUGGCGUGCUGUGGAGCGUUAGCGAUCACCAUGCGAGACGGGGAAAUGUUGCCUGGUUGAGCCGGACUUUGGUCGCUCUGGGAACCGACGAGAUCGAGGUCCUCAAGAUCAGCCCCGUACUGCACCAGGAGUUUCAUGCCCUUGCCUUUUGCUCCGAAAACAUUCGCCAGAUCGACUUUACCAAUGCAUCCAAGUCUUACCCCAACAAGGUCUCGACCAGCGGUCAAGAUACGCCCACCAUUCAGUUCCUCACGCCUAUUCUGGAGCUACUCAAGGCUGGCAUCACACGAUGCAAUCGCCUGAUUCUUGCCGGUAACCUUCUGCUUCAGCCCGAUCUCGCUGAGCUGGCUGAGGCGCUGAAGGCUGCCCCUAUUCAGGCUCUGGAUGUCUCCUACUGCGGCUUGGAUGACAUGAGUUUGCGAGACUUGAUCAUCACACCGCUUCUGGAUGGGCCUCGGAUGGUGCAGGUUCUGGAUCUGUCCGGUAACCCUGGGCGUGUGGCGUGCCAGACUGUUCCCGAUCUGCUAUACAGUCUUGGGGAUCUGAGGGAACUGAACCUUGCUGGCAGUCUUCGGGGCGAAAUGACUGGACCAUUGCUCCCCAUCGAAGCACUUGAGAAUCUUCCAGGCCUGGAACUACUUGAUAUCUCGAAUUAUGCGCUUAAUAUCCCUACUUUGCGGGAGAUUGAAGAGUGGUUGGCAUUGAGAGGUUCCAAGAUCGACAACCAGGUACCUGUGCGAUUCCGGAAAUUGGUGUUGAACCGAUGCGCCAUCACCGGAGCUAAAGCUGCCAAGCUGUUCAACGCCAUCGGUGUGAAUCACGGACUUUAUCUCUGUCUCAACGGUAACCCUGUCGAAGACGGAAUCGAUGCUUUGUGCGACGCCAUUCGUCAAUCGCAGACCCCGGCCGGAUUGAGCAUGGAGAUGAUCGAGUUCCGGGAAGAAAGUCACUACCUUUCGUUGAUCAGGGCACUCACCGAAACCAGAUACAUCACCUCGCUGAGCCUUCUCGGAACUGCGCCCUCAACCCCGUCUCAAGGCACCUGCAGUCGCGAAGCUAUCCGGGUAUUCGAGCGCUUCUUCGCCGAAAACAAGUCAAUCCGUUAUCUGGACAUUUCCGGCUUCAGCGGUAAGCUGGACGAUGGACAACUUGCCAAGGGCUUCGGUAGGUCUCUUAUCGGGUUGACGCGCAACAAGUACCUCACGUAUCUCAGGAUCCGGAAUCAGAACCUCCAUGAGGAUGCAGGCAUUUUGGGCAAGGUGAUCAGCGAAAACAGGCAGUUGAUGCUAUUUGACUGCCAGGACAACAAAUUCAACUGCACGAGCUUCCAGUUUUUGGUACAGAGCAUGCGGACGAACACCCAGAUCAUCGAGUUCCCGGUCGAGAGGAGGGAGAGGGACGCCAUUUGGAAGAACACGCUACAGGGCUUGAACCGAGGACCUUAUGGUCAGAUUUUAACCAGCACCACGGGAACCGGCACGGUACCGACCAAGGGCAAGAAGGGCAAGAAGCAUGAAAGCCACAAGUCUUUGUCGUUGGGCAAGAUGACGCAACAUCCCGCCGCCAACGGCAGCAGCAGCAACCUGAAGGAUCCACUGAAGGAGCAGGAGACCAUGCUCCGCACCGUGCUGUCGCGACUCUUCGAUGAACUCGACGGCUAUCUCAGACGGAACCGCCACGCGCUCGAGGAAGCUUCCGGACAAAUGCUCGAUUUUGAUGGUCUUGCUUCUGACGGCCAGGAGGAGGUCUGGCCCGGUUCGCCUGCAGCCGUGGACGUGGAGAAUCCUAUUGACGACACGGGUAGAAACGCAGUCGAUAUGUCCCCUACCGAACAAGGAUCAGGAGGCCAAGGAGGACUGGCACCAGACACCGCUGCGAUGCUCAAGGCACGUCGGGCAACCGUUCGCUCGUCCAUGAUCGCCUCCGGCAAAUACAACAUCGGCGCCUACCCAUCACCGCCCACCCUGCCGCCACCUCCGAUCCCAUCCUUCUCGCUCUUCCCCGACAUCAGCGAAACCACCCUCGAUCCCGUUACCGAAGUCGAUACCCCGAUGCUCGAGUUCCAGCGCGAACUAGAGCUGGCCGCCGACGCUGCCAUCAACGGUAGUGAUGGCGGAACCCCGAUCUUCGCGAACGAGAUUCGUCGCAACAGCGGCAUCUACGCCAACAGCACCGGAAACGGCAGCAGCGGAUACCUCAGCCAACACAGCGCGAGCAGCAGUCGCAGCGAGGGCAUCAGCCCCAUGACGAUGCCGGCCACGCCUAACCCGCCCACCACGGCGCCGCCGCCGAUUCCCAGGGUUCCGGUUUCCAGCAGACAUAGCUCAUUCACGCCAUCGCUUCCCGCAGUAUCCAGUAGGAACAGCUCGUUCCAGCCGCCGGCAUUGCCGACUAUGGUUCCCCCACCACCACCCAGGCCUACCUCCACCUCGGCGCUGGCGUCCGCUUCGGCACCAGCUGUCCUGGAGUCGACCACCGGUAGCAAGAGAAGCGGUACCAUCAUUGGUGGAGAGGAUGAUGAUUCCGAGCUUAUGAAGUUGAUCAGGGAUUUUGGGGCUACCGGCUUUGCUUGA